GAGGGAUAGGGAGUGAGAGCCAGAGUGAGGAAGAGCGAGAUCUGCGAUUGGAUGGUCUGGGAAAGGCACAGAGUAACUUAAGGAAUAGGAGGAAGUGAGGGAGGGGGUGCUGCUAAAACUUGAAUUUGUAUCGGAGAGGGGUAGCAGAGAGAGGAGGGGUGUCAGGAGGAACCCGACAGGCAAACUGCAAUCUGACAGGCAGCCAACAUGCAGAGACGCUGACAAACUGGGGAACGCCCCCUGCUACACACACACGCUGAGCCUGGCCCAGGAGAGUUCUCUCCACACACACUCUGGCUGUGUUGGCAGCGCGUGGAGAUGACCAGGGGGAGCGGCAUGCAGAAGGCGAGCCAGCUAGGAGAGACUCCUGCAGUUUUCCUCAGUACACUCAGGAAUGGUUCGCCUGAGGGGCAGCAGGGGCGCUACUGAUUUAACAGAUAACGGAUCAUGAAACAUGUGCCGGUGUCUGUAACUGUGCACCUCUGAAUGGUGUGUGUGAGCGUGUUUGUGUGUGUGGGUGUGUAUAUACCUCCACCUUUGGUCAGUCUGUGUGUGUGUGUUCACUCUGAUCACGGUGUGGAAUAAGGGUCGUUUUUUGAAUGAAGAUGGCUGGCCAUGGCAGCCAGUGGAAACUGGAGACGACAAGCAGCUGAAGACAAGGAACUAAGGGACUGCUUUUUUCUUUCGUGCCUUUUUGUUGUUCCCUUCGUCCGUCUCUCCUUCUUCUUCUUCUCCAUCAGGAGGGGGCGAGCCCUGCAAUCUUAAUCUGUUUGGAGAGUUUGGGAAAAUCAUGAACUCUUCCGGAGCAGUUGGGAAAUUUGGGAGUGAAUCCCAGAUUGAAGGGGGCAAGCUCCAGCUGACAGCCCUGGCCUCGUGGAAGGGGGACUUGGUGGAGCUGAACAAGCGGCUGGUGCAGACAGAGAGAGAAAGAGAGCUGCUAGAGAAGAGACUGGCCAAAGCACAGUGUGAGCAGUCCUAUCUGAUGCGGGAGCAUGAGGACGUUCAGGAGCGGACCACCCUACGAUACGAGGAGAGGAUCACAGAGCUACACAGCAUCAUCGCUGAGCUCAACAAGAAGAUAGACCUGCUACAAGGCACUACCAUCAGGGAGGAGGAUGAGUUUUCGGAGCUGCGUUCGGAGCUCAGCCACAGCCAGCACGAGGUCAACGAGGACGGACGCAGCCUCGACCAGGACGUUGCCUCCGUGUCACUGGCUGAAAACCACUCCACCCUGGCGACCGCCAACAUGGACAACUGCAGUGACCUGAACUCAGAGCUGCAGCGGGUUCUGACAGGGUUGGAGAGCGUGCUGUGUGGGAGGAAGAAGAGCACAUGCAGCCUGUCUGUGGCCGAGGUGGACCGCCAGAUAGAGCAGCUGACCACCGCCAGCCAACACUGUGACCUUGCCAUCAAGACGGUGGAGGAGAUCGAGGGGGCCUUGGGCCGGGACUUCUACCCCAGCCUGUCGGAGGAGCGUAUGCACUGGCAGAAGGAGCUGGCCGGCCUGAGGGAAGAGAACGAGAGCCUGACGGCCAUGCUGUGCUCCAAGGAGGAGGACCUGAACCGCACCAAGGCCACCAUGAACGCCAUCCGGGAAGAACGUGACCGCUUGAGGCGACGGGUGCGGGAGCUGCAGACGCGUCUCCAGAGCUCCCAGCCUGCAGGCCUGUCCAGCCCCGGGCGUCUCACCCCCGCCUCCCGUCCAAUCAACCCCAGCACUGGGGAACUCAGCACCAGCAGCAGCAGUAACGAUAUACCUGUGGCCAAGGUGGCGGAGCGGGUGAAACUGUCUAAAACCAGGUCGGAGUCUUCCUCCACCGAGAGGCCUGUUCUGGGAUCAGAGAUCAGCAGCAUCGGGGUGUCCAGUAAUGUGGCGGAGCACUUGGCACACUCCCUCCAGGACUGCUCCAACAUCCAGGAGAUCUUCCAGACCCUCUACUCCCACGGAUCAGCCAUCUCUGAGAACAAGAUCAGGGAGUUUGAGGUGGAGACGGAGAGACUUAACAGCCGCAUCGAGCACCUGAAGUCUCAGAAUGACCUCUUGACCAUCACGUUGGAGGAGUGUAAGGGCAACGCAGAGAGGAUGAGCAUGCUGGUCGGCAAAUAUGAGUCCAACGCUACCGCCCUACGACUGGCACUGCAGUACAGUGAACAGUGUAUAGAGGCCUAUGAGCUGCUGUUGACGCUGGCGGAGAGUGAACAGAGUCUGGUACUGGGCCAGUUCAGAGCUGCCGGAGUGGGCGACGUAGGCGAGAAGUUGGGAGAGGAGAGCAUCACUCAAAUCCUGAAGAGGGCCCAUGACUGCAGGAAGACAGCAGAGAAUGCAGCCAAGGAUCUUCUGGGCAGGCUGGACGGUAGCUGUGGAGCCGCAUUCGCUGUGACUGGCUGCAGUGUUCAACCAUGGGAGAGCCUGUCCUCCAAUAGUCACACUAGCACCACCAGUUCCACGACCAGCUCGUGCGACACAGACUUCUCCAAGGAGGACGAACAGCGACUGAAAGACUACGUGCAGCAGCUAAAGAAUGACCGUGCGGCAGUCAAGCUGACCAUGCUGGAGCUAGAGAGCGUUCACGUCGACCCCCUCAGCCUUGAGGUCAAGCCCCGGGGAGACACGCACCGUCUGGAUCUGGAGAACGCUGUGCUGAUGCAGGAGCUCAUGGCCAUGAAGGAGGAGAUGGCAGAGCUGAAGGCCCAGCUCUACCUGCUGGAGAAGGAGAAGAAGGCAGUGGAGCUGCGGCUGAGCACGCGGGAGGCCCAGGAGCAGGCCUACCUGGUGCACAUCGAGCACCUCAAGGCCGAAGUGGAGGAGCAGCAGGAGCAGCGCAGGAGAUCCCUCAGCUCCACUGGGAGUAGUACUAAAGACAAGAGCCAAGCCGCUAAGGAUUGUGGAGACUCUCCGGCCAUCAGCCUAUCAGACCUGAGGACACUGAAUGAUAGCGACCUGGCAGCAGAGCUCACCAACGCACUGAGACGGGAGAAGAAGCUAAAGGGGCGUGUCCAGGAGCUAGUGGCAGCGCUGGAAAGACUAACCAAGAGUAGUGAGGUCCGCCACCAGCAGAGUGCCGAGUUCGUCAACGAUCUGAAACGGGCAAACAGUAACCUGGUGGCUGCGUAUGAGAAGGCCAAGAAAAAGCACCAGGGUAAGCUGAAAAAGCUGGAGGCGCAGAUGAUGGCCAUGGUGGAGCGCCACGAGACACAGGUUCGCAUGCUCAAACAACGCAUCGCCCUGCUGGAGGAGGAAAACUCACGGCCACACACCAAUGAGACCUCCCUAUGAGAACUGAUGAGACAUCUCUAUCAGAACUCACAAGGCAUCACUAUGAGAACUCACCAGACGUUGCUUCAGAAACUCACCAGACGUCGCUUCAGAAACUCACCAGACGUCGCUUCAGAAACUCACCAGACAUCGCUAUGAGAACUCACGAGAACUCAUCGCAAUGAGAGACAUCACAAUGAGAGACACAUCACUGUGAGAACUUGCAGCCAAAACUCACAGCGCCACACCAACAGGACCUCCGGGUGAGCAACGCAAGGAGACUUCAUGUCCACAUUAUUAUAUGAAACAUCAUUACGAGCAUCGGUUAGAGGAGGGGACAAGGGAAUGGCUGGUGUGUGUGUGUGCUGAGAAUGUAAGCUUUCCCUACCAACCCAUAGACACCCUGCAGUCCUAUUCGGCACAUACACGUGGGGAGGACAUUCUGCGGUGAUAGCUGCAAGUUCAUUGGCCAGCAGAUGGACAGGUAAAACUGCCAGGACCAAUUGGAGUUGACGCUACAAAUGACAGCUUUCAAUCAUAUCUGCAGAACGACACAUUUUGUUUACCACAGAAACAAGUAGAGGAAAAGUGUCAUUUUAUAUUUUUUGAGAGGAGCACUAUAAGUAAGCAAUAAGGCACCUCAGGGGUUUGGGGAAUAUGGACAACAUACCACGGCUAAAGGCUGUUCUUAUGCACGACGCAUCGUGGAGUGCCUGGAUACAGCCC
Oncorhynchus mykiss (rainbow trout) is the source of this 3982-nucleotide messenger RNA. RefSeq names its product MCC regulator of WNT signaling pathway. Gene Ontology annotation, molecular function: calcium ion binding. The record is from RefSeq and is a predicted model, not a curated record. NCBI's taxonomy places the organism in Eukaryota, Metazoa, Chordata, Actinopteri, Salmoniformes, Salmonidae.